CAGCGCAUAAAAACACGCUGAGAAUUGAGGACAACCGGUGUGGUAUCGUCUAGCUGUCUUGUAGGAAGUGAUCAGUUGCAAUAAAACAAUUUUGUGAAAAUGUGUGGAAUUUGGGCGAUAUUUGGUAGCAAUGAAGACGUGCACAAGUACUGCGAGAGUGCGUGUAAAAUAGCGCAUCGGGGCCCUGAUGCCUUCUGCCUUGAAAACGUCAAUCACCUUGCUAACUGCUUAUUUGGCUUCCACCGAUUGGCUAUUGUGGACGAUGUGUUUGGCAUGCAGCCAAUGAGGUUGAAGAACUAUCCUCACAUUUGGAUGAUGUACAAUGGCGAAAUAUAUAACUUUAAGAGGCUGCGUGACCAGUAUAAAUUCCAAUUUACUAGCAACUGCGAUGGUGAGGUCCUUAUCCACUUGUAUGCCCAUGGUGGCAUUGAAUUCAUGGCCAAGAUGUUGGAUGGAGUCUUUGCGUUCUGUCUUCUGGACACACAAACUAAGAAGGUUUUCAUUGGUCGUGAUACGGUAGGUGUUCGGCCAAUGUUCCGCCUUUACCUGGAAGAUGAAGGUAUCCUUGCUAUCUGCUCAGAAGCAAAGGGGAUAGUAGGGCUUGGCGACACACACAACUGCGCCGAUAUUGAACCUUUCCCUCCUGGACUCUAUGAAGAGUACGACUUGUUGAAGAAUGGUAAAAGUGUGUUUGUCAGUCGGCAAAGAUUCCAUUCAGUUGACCAAGUACCAAAAUGGGCCUUAGAAACCGGAACACCUCAACCAGAAGAUGGUGAACACCAAGCUAACAUAAGACUCUUGUUAACUGAGGCUGUGAGGAAGAGAUUUAUGGCUAACAGAAGGAUCGGUUGCUUUUUGUCAGGUGGUUUGGAUUCCAGUUUAGUCAGCGCUCUAGUCACUAAAAUAGCAAAAGACGAAGGUGUGGUGAGCUAUCCUAUUCAGACGUUUUCCAUCGGUAUGACAGGAAGUCCAGAUGUCGCUGCCGCACGCAAAGUAGCAGCGCAUAUUGGCAGUGAGCAUCACGAGAUAGGGUUUACUCCGGAAGAAGGUAUCGAGGCAGUUGAAGAAGUCAUCUAUUCCUUGGAAAGCUAUGACAUCACAACAAUACGUGCAUCUGUUGGUAUGUACCUGGUAGCAAAAUAUGUCAAGAAGGAGACCGACACAGUGGUAGUUUUGUCAGGAGAAGGCGCUGAUGAGCUUUGUCAGGGGUAUAUAUACUUCCACAUGGCACCCACCCCAGAGGAGGCUGACAAGGAAAGUCGUCGGUUGUUGGAUGAUCUAUAUUUGUAUGAUGUGUUACGAGGCGAUAGAACCACAGCUGCUCAUGGACUUGAACUCCGUGUUCCAUUUUUAGACCAUCAUUUUGUGUCCAAUUUCCUAUCAAUACCAGCCAAGCUACGUGUACCAAGGCUUGGAGUUGAAAAGUACAUUCUACGCAAGGCUUUUGAUGGGACCGGUAUUCUACCAGAUGAGAUCUUAUGGCGGCCUAAAGAAGCCUUUAGUGAUGGUGUAUCAUCCACUGAAAAAUCCUGGUACCAAGUGCUUCAAGAGUUCAUCGAAACCAAAGUGACUGAUAGUAUGCUAGAAGAUGCUCCUAAACUUUAUCCGUUCAAUCCGCCAAAAUCUAAAGAAGCCUACUACUACAGACAGAUAUUUGAGCGUUCCUAUCCAAACCGUUCAUCCUGGAUCCCAUACUUCUGGAUGCCCAAGUGGGUGAACACUGAUGAUCCAUCGGCCAGGACGCUCAAACACUACAAGGAAUCCGAUGUACAGCAUAGCAGUAAAAUUGACUGCUAAGCUGGCUUAAGUAGUGCAUAUUAAAGUCCAGUGAUAACAUUAAAUGUUACAUUUAUGUUUACCUAUUCAAGAAGCUUGUUUGUUUUACCAUGUAAUCCUUAUCUAAAGCAGUGCCUCCAAAACUGUGGGUUGCAACCCCAAAAUAUGCUGCCAAUGUAUUAAUUAAUUAAUUUAUUUAUUCCGGUAUAAAAAUAAUACAAAAAGUAGCCAAAGGCUAAAAUCAUUGCAUUUACAAAAAAUAUAUAGGCCAAAAUUAAAAAUUUUGAAAUUGCACAAAAACAUCAUGUAAAUCAUCUUAAAAUUGUGUAUUCUCUAAGGGGAAAAUUACUUUAUGUUCACAUUUAUUUAUUAAAAAUAAUUGUUUUUAAAAUUUGAUUCAUAAGGUGAUAGGUAACUUAGGCUAAAGCAGUGCCUUCCAAAUUGUGGGUCGCGACCCCAAAAUAUGCUGCCAAUAUAUUAAGUAAAUCAUCUUAUAAUUGUGCAUUCUUUUUAAGGGGAACAUUUACUUAAUCUACUACCAGUUGGUUUACAUAUACUUAUUAAAAAUAAUUGUUUUUUAAAUUUGAAGCAUAAGGUGAUAGGUAACUUAGGCUAAAGCAGUGCCUUCCAAAUUGUGGGUCACAACCCCAAAAUAUUCUGCCAAUAUAUUAAGUAAAUCUUCUUAUAAUUGUGCAUUCUUUUUAAGGGGAACAAUUACUUAAUCUACUACCAGUUGGUUUACAUAUACUUAUUAAAAAUAAUUGUUUUUUAAAUUUGAAGCAUAAGGUGAUAGGUAACUUAGGCUAAAGCAGUGCCUUCCAAAUUGUGGGUCGCGACCCCAAAAUAUGCUGCCUAUAUAUUAAGUAAAUCUUCUUAUAAUUGUGCAUUCUUUUUAAGGGGAACAAUUACUUAAUCUACUACCAGUUGGUUUACAUAUACUUAUUAAAAAUAAUUGUUUUUAAAAAUUUGAAGCAUGUGAAUUUGAGUGAACAUUUUAAACAUAUUAAAUGAGUUCUGCAGACCAAAGAAAUUUUGAAUUGUUUUUAGCUAUUUUAAUACAUUACUGAUAAAUGGAUCCUAGGAGAAAUAUGCAUUUUUUUUUUUAAAGUAGCAAGAAAUGUAGUUGCAAAGUUCUAGUUAAUAAAAUCAUAAAAUACAUUACA
Messenger RNA from Anneissia japonica, 2939 nucleotides. RefSeq names its product asparagine synthetase [glutamine-hydrolyzing]-like. Gene Ontology annotation, molecular function: asparagine synthase (glutamine-hydrolyzing) activity. The coding region runs from base 100 to 1797 and encodes 565 amino acids. NCBI's taxonomy places the organism in Eukaryota, Metazoa, Echinodermata, Crinoidea, Comatulida, Comatulidae. Gene Ontology annotation, cellular component: cytosol. The record is from RefSeq and is a predicted model, not a curated record. The transcript has 9 exons.